ACCGAUCCAACACACCGUCCUCCCCCUCUCGCCUCGCACCGUCGCACGGACACGAACACGCGAGCCACCGAGCCGGAUCGCACUGACAAGCCGCGGAGGUGGAUCCCGGCGUGGGUUCCUCUUCGACGCUGCCGAUGGACUCCGGCCUCGGCGGCGCGGGUGAGAGCGGGGGCGGCCGGGACAGCCCGUAUGCUCUCGGUGGGGGCGGCGCGUCGGCGGCGGCGUGGACCCGGCUGGUCGGCUCCGGCGUGGAGGACGAGUUGCUGAUCGCGGGUGCGGGGAGAGGGGGAGCGGGCGCCGGAGGUCCGCCGCAGGGGCACUUUUUGGAGGCGUGCUUCCUCUGCCGGAAGCCGCUCGCCAGCAACCGCGACAUCUUCAUGUACAGAGGUGAUAUCCCAUUCUGCACAGAGGAGUGCAGGAGGGAGCAGAUCGAGAUGGACGAGGAGAUGGAGAGGAAGGAGAGCACCCCGAAGAAGGUGGCGCCGAGAGCGCCGUCCCCCAAAGACGUGGAGUCCCCCACGAGGCCUCCCAAGGCCCGGGCCGGGUCAAUCCUCGCCGGCUAACACCAAGAAGGAAGCUCUCAAGCCGGUCUUCCUCAGAAACGAGCUCGUCUCACCACCCCCCUCCCCCCCCCCCCCCAAAAAAAAAACUAAAGAUCGGAUCACCUGUUACCGCCAGGAGUUAUCACUUACAGCUACGUAUAUGGGUUUGUGUUUUUUGUUUAAACCCCUUGCGCCUUUCAUGGCGUUGUGACUUGUCAGUGCCCGCCUAUAUUGCUGAUGAUGUAUAGAGAUGGAAGGAGAGGAGAGAGUGCCGGUGUUUAGGACUUGAGCUCUCUGUGCUGCCGUGUUCGUGUAUGGGUUUUCUGGUCUUCGUUUUGGGGGAUUUUGUGAAUUUCCCUAUGUGGUAGUAGUCGGUGAUGGUGUUAGGUUUAUGGUUUCUAAUGAGCUGAUGAAACAAAUGGCUAUAGAACAAAUAGACAUAUGAAUGGGCCCUUGAGUUUCUCUUGUA
Phragmites australis (common reed) is the source of this 1011-nucleotide messenger RNA. RefSeq names its product FCS-Like Zinc finger 2-like. Lineage: Eukaryota; Viridiplantae; Streptophyta; Magnoliopsida; Poales; Poaceae. The record is from RefSeq and is a predicted model, not a curated record. Bases 135 to 563 code for a protein of 142 amino acids. The transcript is spliced from 2 exons.